UUUUAGUACACUGCUCCGUAAAGACAUCCCGUUGUCGAUUCGUUGGCGCUAGCGUUCCGCGUUUCGUGUGUUGUGUCUUUCUGUCCAGCUGUGUUUUCUGAGCGGUGUCGUCUCCCCGGAACCUAUUAUCCGUGUUGCGCUUUGCUGUGCCCAAUAGUGCUGGUCGAUCAGUUCUAGCGAAAAAAGAAAACGUGAAGGGAUCGCCGCCAUCACCUGUGUCGAAGUGCACAACAAGGCUCCUCCAGCAGAACCGGAUAUUGUUUCCUUGGUGCAAACCCGCGCGUUCUUCCCAGCGCAGCCAACCAACGCAGAGCCACACCUCCGAUACACGGUGCAUAAACUCUGCUGCGCGUUCGACUGUCGUGGGUCAGUUCCAGAGUUCGAUAGCAAGCCAUCAGGAAGCAUCACCACCUCGUCACAUCGGAAUCGAUAGCAGCGGUGCGAACUUGUGCGUUUCGGAUUACGUGUCGAAAGUCAACCGCCUCGACGGCCACCCACGUUCUCGAACUACGCCACCACCCACUGGACAACAAUUGUACCCCGGUAGAGAACUCGGCAGGAGAAACCUUUCGGAAGGAACAUUGAACGGUUGUCGAAUUGCUGCCGCCACCGCUACUAACCCGUUCGCUUUCGGAGAAUCUGCCCGCCUGCAGUUGUGGGAAGUGAAAAUCGAUUUCUGGUUUCUGGUCGGCUUGUGCAGUCGCCUAUAAACAAGUGUCUGCUCUCGUAGCUAGGGCGUGUGAGCUGCAUCCGUGUUAGAUUUCGGUGGAAAAUUCCAGUGCACUGAAGAUACGGACGACUGGGGUGUGGAAGUUUUGUGGUUUUCCGAUUUUGGAAAGUGUUGGGAAAUUGUCCUUGAGCUGGUGAUUGUGGUGAGGGAAGCGUCCCCAAGUGGUGUUCAUUGUUCCGAAGAAGCGGAUUAAAUGCUGACAACGUCAGGGUAGUGUGUCAUAGUUGGAAGAAAUAGUUAUUUGAAGUGUUUAGAAUAACUAGACAUCACGAGCGCUGUCAAGAUUUUAAGUCGUUGUUGACGUGAAGUAGUAGUCCACAAAUUGUAGGCGUAUCGUGUCCAGACGAGUGCUGUCGCAGUUGUAAAGCCGAGAAGAAAACCAGCUGACACCCCGAAGUCAAGACUAUAUCAGCAAGAAAGGAAUAUUAUUCACCCAGCUGAACGUAGACUAAUUGUAAACAAUAACAAACGUAGAUUUAGAUUUUGAACUCGCCAUAUAAAAAACAACAAAAAAUCAAUCGGAGCGUACGACAAAUUAUUUCCAGUGAACUUGCACCAACUUGAUAAACGUGCAUUAUUUUGCUUCGGACUGACACGACGGUGCACAAUAGCAAGCAAAAUCACAAUGAUUGAUCUCGUCUAGGAAAGCAAACCCCUGUGUUGAUAUUUAUACUAGUUUCUAAUUGUCGGUCACCAGCCACAUAAAGGUGACCAAGCUUGGACCCGGCGACAACAUUGCACGCGAGCGGAGGGCUAGGAAUCAAAUUUUCUAGCGGACACAUCCCGACAAGUAGGAAAGAAAAAGACUAGCACAUACACAUUCAGAAUGGUGGAUUACUACAAAGUAUUGGAAGUGCCCCGGAACGUAUCGGAGGCCGAAAUCAAAAAAGCAUACAAAAAACUAGCGCUACGAUGGCACCCGGAUAAGAAUCCAGAUAAUCCAGACGAAUCGAAUAGGCGAUUCAAGGAGAUCUCAGAAGCAUACGAAGUACUUUCAGAUGCCUAUAAACGACACAUUUACGACACCCGAAACGCACGGAAGAGCGCCACUGCCGGAGAACGGUAUACCUCCGGGGGCGGUGGCGGCAUGCGUGACAGCAGCAAUUACUCCGCCUAUACCAAUCGGGACUACAGCAGUGGAAAGUACGGUAGCCACUUCGACCAUUGGUCCUACGGGGGGCGGCACGGUACCGGCGGGACACGGUCCUACGGUGGGUCCGGGGGUCGCGAGAACAGCCGUACGUUUUCCUUUCGAGGAUUUUUCGAGACGACGCCGUUUUUCCGCUUCUUUGAGAAAAAACGUCGCAUAUAUGACCAAUACGGCAAGGAAGGUUUGUUGAACAACGGUGCUGACCGAUACCACCAGAGCAGCCGACACCGGCGGCACAAUGGCGGUGGCAUCCAUGACGAAUUCGACAUCUUCGGAGGAUUCCCGUUCACAUUCCGCGACCCGGAGGAGGUAUUCCGGGAGUUCUUCGGUGGAUCGCCGUUUGAGGAGAUUUUCAGGGUGACGUCCCACCACAAUAACGGGCGCCGAACGAACGGUGCAGCCAAUGGACAGCGACAUUCCCACCCGCAGAACGUGAUCAGCUCGCCCUUCAUGUCCCCGUUCAUGAGCUUUAACCUGAUGGACGACUUCUUCAACGCGGAUCAGAUGGGACACCGGGGCGGUGGUGGCGGUUUCACCUCGAUAUCGGAGUUCAGCGUCGGUAGCGGACCGGUGAAGCGAACGUCCACCUCCACCACCUUCGUCAACGGCAAGAAGUUGAUGACUAAGAAGGUGUACGAGAACGGCACUGAGACGAUAAUGUCCUACGAGAACGAUGUACUGAAGUCAAAGACUGUAAACGGAGUCGCUCAAGCUAUAUCCAGUUAUAACCACUAGGGCCGCUGCAGCUUUAGCACUUACUGCAAAUUACUAUUACUACCACUACUACUAGUACUGCUAGCACUAUCUGUUGCAUCAAUUUUGCUCGAGUAGGAGAGUCAGGUAGGACGAGUGUGGCGGCCGCAAUUAGCAUUAAUUGAUAACACAUCCCUUAUUACGUAUACAUCAAUAACAACCAAGUAGAUUAGUAACCCCGAAAUGGAGCAGGCACUGCGCUGUUGUAUGAGGCAAAUAGGCAGGCAUAUUUGCUUGGCGUAGGUGCGGUCAUUUCCGUUUUUCGAGGGAUCUUUAUUUUUGAAUUAUUUUUCGUGUACAGAUUGAACCAGUCGGGAGUUGAUGCUCCCAAAAGUCUGCCAUGAUACCAAAUUUUGCAGCAGCGGAAAUUUGUGACAUAAGUUGUUAGAAAAUAAUGCUUAGGAUUAGUUUACACAAUUUACACCUUCCGAAGGUCACGUCGAAGAAGUUAUUGUACUGAUGAUACAUUCAUACCCAAUGCCGCACAUGCACUUGGAAAUGCCCCACAGUAACAAAAAAAAAAAACAAUCGAACUGAGCAAAAUUGAGGAGAACUAAUACAGAAAAAAUAAUUUGCUGUGUAAAAUAUUCGAUGCUAUCUAAAUGACGAGAUAUAAAAAAUCAAUAUAUCCCAAAUAGCUUUAGAAUGUAUUCACUUCGACCGUAAGAAGAGAAUAAAAAUAUGUUAAAAUAA
Armigeres subalbatus is the source of this 3326-nucleotide messenger RNA. It is a transcript of the gene mrj, whose product is annotated as dnaJ homolog subfamily B member 6. NCBI's taxonomy places the organism in Eukaryota, Metazoa, Arthropoda, Insecta, Diptera, Culicidae. Bases 1557 to 2615 code for a protein of 352 amino acids. The record is from RefSeq and is a predicted model, not a curated record. Gene Ontology annotation, molecular function: protein-folding chaperone binding; protein folding chaperone. The transcript is spliced from 9 exons. Gene Ontology annotation, cellular component: cytoplasm; nucleus.